Messenger RNA from Protopolystoma xenopodis, 306 nucleotides. The record is from the annotation of a GenBank genome assembly. Lineage: Eukaryota; Metazoa; Platyhelminthes; Monogenea; Polystomatidea; Polystomatidae.
UCACUCUGUUUCGACCUGCCCAAAGCGGCUCCUGGCGCACGCAUCAUAUUUUAUUCUUGCCACAAGGGCAGGGGUAAUCAGCAUUGGCAGCUUGUAUGGCUGACGGGUGAAUUGGGUGUCGACAAAAACCCAGUUCUUUUGAAGCAUCCGUCCAGUAAGCUUUGUGCAUCCGCCGAUUUAACUGUUUCAGGCGACCCUCAGCUCGUAGUGCAGCCCUGCGAUAUCAACAACACUGCACAACAUUGGGUGUGGGACCUACUACAAACGAGGCUGGCUAACCUAACGAAUUCCAAGCGUGACACAUAA